Messenger RNA from Corythoichthys intestinalis (scribbled pipefish), 6797 nucleotides. It is a transcript of the gene shc2, whose product is annotated as SHC (Src homology 2 domain containing) transforming protein 2. Gene Ontology annotation, biological process: cell surface receptor protein tyrosine kinase signaling pathway; intracellular signal transduction. Gene Ontology annotation, molecular function: receptor tyrosine kinase binding. The record is from RefSeq and is a predicted model, not a curated record. The transcript has 13 exons. NCBI's taxonomy places the organism in Eukaryota, Metazoa, Chordata, Actinopteri, Syngnathiformes, Syngnathidae. Bases 1341 to 3443 code for a protein of 700 amino acids. Gene Ontology annotation, cellular component: plasma membrane.
UCAACAAUAUACAUCGAAAAUAAAGACAUUGAUUGACUGAAAAUGGUUCAAGAUUGGAUGAAUGUCUUCUUUUCUCAUGUAUAUUUAUAAUUGCUCUUCACCUAAAAAUAUAUUUGUUUUAUCCGAUUACUCGAUUAAUCAAUAGAAUUUUCAGUUGAUUACUCGAUUACUAAAAUAUUCGAUAGCUGCAGCCCUAGUUAAUUGCGUCAAAUAUUUUAACCUGAUUAAUUAAAAAAAUAAUUACAGCCCGUUAACGCGAUAAUUUUGACAUCCCUAAAAUUUUUAGUUCGAAAUUUUCGUUAUCUUCAUCGUUAACGAAACCAACACUGUCUGCCACCCUCUUCAAAGUUAAUUCGUGCCGGUGAAAGCAAUACAGACCCCUUCAAAAUAUAUUUUUAACUAAUUGUUAAUCGACAUAUCAUCACAAAUGUUCUGAAAAUAUUUUAUAAAGGUUGAAAAGUUACUUAGUGUUACUUUAAAAGGUGCAAUAAGGUAAAUGAAAUAAAAAUGCUCUAUAAGUGAUCUAACUCAUGAAAAAUGAAAUGUACAAUAAGGGAAAGCCCAAAUAUGCCAAAAAAGUGUACUUGUGAGGGAAUUCAAUUUUUGGUUGAUAAUGCUUUUUUUUUUUUACAUUUUAUGUUCUAAUUUUAUUUCAAAAAUGAUCAAAAAACACUUUUGGGCCAGUAAGCGCCGGGAAACGUUCCAAACACCUGUCAGGACUCUUGGUUCAGUCCAAAUAUGCCAGAAAAGUGUACUUGUGGGUGAUGUCAAUUUUUGGUUCUUUCACACUGUUUUCAAAAUUUCAACGGAAAGUAAGUAUUUGAUACAAUAAAGUAUGUCAUGAGUGUGUGGGUGGACUUGCAUGUGAGGGAUUUGUGUGUGUUGUUGCGUGAGUGUAUGUAAAGGUGUAAGAGUGUGUACAUGUGUGUGUGACUAGGUGCAAAGGAGUGAGUGUGUGUUGUUAUUAGUGUACCGUAUAUGCGUGUGUGUGUGUGGCAAAGAAACAGAUGUGAUUAGCUAAUGCUGUCAAAGAGCAUGGGCAGGGCGAAAAGAGCCAAUGACAUCAUCCUCCGAGGGAGGGAGAGAGCAUACAAUGCAAUACAAGUGAGUCGACCCAAGGCAGUGUGAGGAAGGAGGGCUGCUGUGCUGCUCACACACGCACACACACCAGCAAGGAGCUGCGCGACAACGGCAUGGCAUGAGUGCGGAACAGAAUCAGUCCCAAGACUUCGACAUAAGACUCCGCCUGGAACGUUCUUCUGUUUUCCCCCCUCCCUCCCCUCUCCCCCCUUUCCCUCCCCAUCCCUAUCACUUAGCUCCUUCAGGUGGAUCCUCCGGGCAUGCUCCUUAAGCCAAAGUAUGACCGCUUUCGCAACGAGUCUGUGACUUCCUCCUCCGAUGACCUGAUGCAGAGCUUAGCCAUGAGCGGCAAAGUCGUGGCCACGCCGGUGGUCCCCUCCUCGACCCCUGGCCUCCCCUUGCCUCCCCUGGACUCUAGCGCCAGGUCCUCCGGGGCUGCAGCUCUGGCUGACUCGCCCUGCCUGGACGGAGAGCAGGACAGCACCACCACCUUUUGCAUGCUCAUCCCCAAGAUGCCGCAGUGGAAGUUCUCCAACUCCCUGCUCAGUCGAAGCCCCUCCAACUCCAGCUCAAGCUCAACCUCCAGCAAGGACUCGAGCAAAGCCGCCCACCAAGGGUCCCCUUCCUCCUCCUCUUCGUCAACGUCGCACAGGCACAGCGGGGUGCCCUCGACCGGCCCUGUGGCCAGUCUGGCUGCUGUGCUCAACUCCUGUGACCCGGUGUGUGUCACCCCGUGUUCUCUGCAGGCCAUUCGAGGGCAGAGAGCUGCAGCGGUGCACUCUGGCCACGGAUUCGGGGAGGUCACAGCGAGCCCGGUGGGGUCUGAUUGCGGAGGCUCCAGAUCUGGAAUGAGUCGUAGGACCAGGGUGGAGGGCAUGUGGCCCAACGGGGACGAUUUCAGCCAGAAGGGCAGUUUCAUCCACAAACCUUCCCAAGGAUGGCUGCACCCGGACAAGAAGAUGGCAGGACCAGGAGCCUCUUACAUUGUCAGGUACAUGGGCUGCAUUGAAGUGCUGAAGUCAAUGCGCUCCCUGGAUUUCAACACACGCACUCAGGUGACCAGGGAGGCCAUCAACAGGCUAUGCGACACUGUACCAGGUGGAAAAGGUGCAUGGCGAAAGAAGGCUGGGAACAAAGCUCUUCAUUCCAUCAUGGGAAAGAGCAACCUGCGUUUCGCCGGCAUGAGCAUCGCUGUCAAUAUUUCCAUAGACGGACUGGGUCUGCUCAUUCCUACAACAAGACAGAUGUUAGCGCACCACCCUAUGCAGUCCAUCUCAUUUGCCUCUGGUGGAGACACAGACACACCCGAUUAUGUUGCAUACGUGGCCAAAGACCCCGUGAAUCAGAGAGCAUGUCAUAUUCUCGAGUGCUCGGAUGGUUUGGCCCAGAGUGUCAUCAGUACUAUUGGCCAAGCUUUUGAGCUGCAAUUCAAACAGUACCUACACAGUCCACCUAAGACUCUAACGUCUUUAGACAGGUCUUUCAGGACAGAGGAACCGGUGUGGGGCGAGGAUGAAGACUUCUCCGAGCACGACUACUAUAACAGCAUCCCGGGCAAGGAGCCUCCGCUCGGGGGGGUGGUGGACUCCAGACUGCGGCCCAGUCAAUCCCAGCUAUCUCACAUCCACACACAACCACAAAGCAGAGCAUCACUACAGAUGGGCUCACCAGCGAAAAGGGAGCAAACAACUCACCAUGCAAGUCAACUGUGCUAUGAACUUCAUUGGGACACCGACGCAACCAGUGGUUCAGAUGGUUACCUGUGUGCUGAUGGCCAGCCGCCUGGCAACAAAGACUACGAGGAGCACCAGUAUGUGAAUACGCAAAGUUUUGAAAACUUGGAUUCUCUGGCCCAAAGCCACAAUGGACACAGGGGGGCCAGUGGGCCAGACAGUCCUAAGAAAGACCUCUUUGACAUGAGGCCCUUUGAGGAUGCCCUAAAACUGCACGAAUCUGGCGGCGCUACUGCAGCUGAAGUCGGAGGCGUACAGCUACUGGAGGAUCAGUGGCCCAGCCCUCCAAGGCGUCGGGCCCCUGUGGCCCCGAAUGAGGAGCAGCUCCGGAGGGAGACCUGGUAUCACAGCCGGAUGAGCAGGAGAGAUGCCGAAAAGCUGCUGGUCCGAGACGGAGACUUCCUUGUGCGGGAGAGCACCGCCAACCAGGGUCAGUACGUGCUGACGGGAAUGCACUGCGGCCUGCCUAAACAUCUGCUACUAGUGGACCCUGAGGGAGUGGUCCGGACCAAAGAUAUGUUAUUUGAGAGCAUCAGCCACCUUAUCGCGUACCACCUGAAGAACGAGUUACCUAUUGUGGCAGCCGAAAGCGAGCUCCACCUCAAGCAGGUGGUCAGGAGGAAGCAAUGAGCCAUCUGCCCUUCUCCUUGAAUUCAGAUGUGCAAAGCAAAAGCGGGCUGUUCAUCCUGAGUGGACACUUUUGUGACAAAUGACGGGAUAUGAGGAGACAUCAUCGCCCUUUAUGAAUAUUCAGAUCGUCAAACUGUCCCUGCUAUUGUCAAAAAUUCCUCCCAGCAUGCAGCUCUCAAGUUAAACAAGGGAACCUCCAGGACUUCUGGUAGUCAUGCUCUGUGAUAACUCACCAGUUAGUUGUGCACAAGCAAAACUUAAAAAAAUGAGAUUCUACCACUGUUACGGGACUCUAAUGGUACAAUGGGGAAGAAAAACAAACACAAAUUUCCAAGUAGUUUGCUGAUGAAAAGCACCAAGCUUGCAACAAUGGACAGUCUCAAUAUACAGUACAGUUCAAUGAGUGUUUUGCCACGUAUGGUGUUUCGUCAUUUGCCACUUUAUUAGAUACAUCUACUCAAACCAACAAAUGAACUUCUAUGCAGGACUGUCAGGUGUACAGUAUUAGUAUUCCCAAAGGUAAAAAUGCUCAGUUUUAUUAAACAUAAUUUGUUAUAGUGGUUGUAGUUGUUUCUAACUAGUAGUUCAAAGCAUUCUUGGGGUGAAAUAUUACAACAAGUUUAAAAGGAAAAGGUCACUUGGGAUAUAAUUAUUUUGAGGUAUGAGCUUGGUUACCAAAGGAAAUAACUCAUAUCUCAAGGCACCACUGUUAAGAAGUGAUAAUUCAUCAAAUUCAAUUAAUACAAAUGCUGAUAGGGAUGUCCCGAUCGCAUAUUUUUGCACCUGAGUCCGAGUCACCUGAUUCUGAGCGUCCCGAUCUGAUACAGAAAAAAGUUUUUUUUUAACAACUACUAUUUACUGAACUUUUCCUCUUUUUCCGGGAGUGUUGCAGACUAUAAAACGUAUAUAUUUUUUGUUUCUUUUGGCAAUGCCACUGUAUUUUUGGAAUAUACAGUAUAUAUUUUUUUAUUUUUAGAAUUUUUGUUGCACUCAUUAAACCAAAUACAGUGGGGCAAAUAAGUAUUUAGUCAACCACUAAUUGUGCAAGUUCUCCCACUUAAAAAUUUUAGAGAGUCCUGUAAUUGUCAACAUGGGUAAACCUCAACCAUGAGAGACAGAAUGUGGAGGGAAAAAAAAUCACAUUGUUUGAUUUUUAAAGAAUUUAUUUACAAAUCAUGGUGGAAAAUAAGUAUUUUAUAAUUAUAUGAUAUAAUAGUAUAAGUAUUAAAAAAAUGCGAUAUUGGUUAACUUCUCGUGGCACACCUGACGAUCUCUCAUGGCACACUAGUGUGGCGCGGCACACCGGUUGAAAAACACUGUCCUAAGAUUUUCUUCAGUUGUUGAUAUAUUUGGUUUAUUGAGUAAAACAAUGUUAAUUUUUGUUGUUUACCUGCAAUUAAAUCACUUUCUUAUUCUGAUAUACAGUUUCCAAAGCAGAAAGGUGACAUAAAGCAGGGGUCCCCAUCUGCCGGGCCGCGGACCGGUACCGGUCCGUGGCGCAUUUGCUACCGGGCCGCACAGAAAUAAUAAUUUAAUAAUGAUCGCAUUCUGGCUGAAUUAACCCUGUGCCCCUGCUUAACACACCAAUAUCCCUGUCUACUCUAGAUAUAAUGCUACGGGAUAGAUUAGGUUGUCGUCAUAGAAGUCCAUUGAUUGGACCGCUAGUCGAUAAUAACGUAUUGCUAGGCCGCGGGCGCAGCACAUUUGUUCCCGGAAAUAAUUAGCCCCCACAUGAGCGAAGAUGACUGAAAAACAGACAUCUUUGGAGAUAUUUUUAUGGCGAAAAGGGCACCUGACGAGCCUGCUAUCUCGAAGACCCACCAACGGCGAAGGAGUGGAUUCGUGACCCGUUUGUGAAUAAAUCGAGUGAUUCGAGCAUGUCUGUUCAACAGGAAGAUCAACUUGUAGAGAUCGCAAAUGACGGCGACCUUAUUUAACAUACAUUUGAGACAACAACUCUACCGAGGUUCUGGAUUAAAGUCAUUCUGGAUUAUCCUGACAUCGCUUCAAGAGCAUUGAAAACCUUGCUACAAUUUCCAACAUCGUAUCUUUGUGAAGCGGGCUUCUGUUUAACAACAAGGCGAAGUCGUUAAUGGUGAGAGCGGUGUGCAGUUGUGUGCGGCUUACAUGGCAGGAUGUAUCUGAGGAGAACUUUUCUACAAGUCCUUCCAUGAUCAAACGUAAGUUAAUAUUCCUUUCUUUCAAGAAAGUUUGUAGUGUUUACUUUGGAAUCGCUGCAUUUGCGCAUUUUGCGGCUAUGUUUAACGUUAUGCGCAGAACCGCAUCGUUGCAAUUUUUGAUGGGUUGCAAAAUUUGUCAGAACACCGGUCCGUGAAAAAAGACCCAAAUAACACCGGUCCGUGGUGCAAAAAAGGUUGGGGACCCCUGACAUAAAGCACUCAACAGCAUCAAUGUGAUAGGCUGUGUACUGUGCAAGCAAUUGAUUCAAUGAAAUACUAUGACCACAAGAUGGCAGUAAUGUACUGUAAAAUGUCAACUGGCUCUUAACACUGGUGACUCUAGACAGCUUUUUUUUUUUUUUUUUUUUUAAACCCGAUCCUCUGAAAAAUGGCCAGAUUGGCCCGAUUUCCGAUCACAUGAUCGAAUCAGGACAUCCCUAAAUAAGAAUAUGAUAUUAAUUUAAAUUGAUGUAGUUUAAUGCCACAGCAAUAAACAGUUCUCUUUCUAUCACUCAAAACUGAGCAUUAUUACAUUUGUGAAGGUAGAGUUUGUGUACAGGAUCUCCUUAGGUUGUGUCGGUGUAUCUAUUGAAGUGACCUGUCUAGUUUGUGUACAGGAUCUCCUUAGGUUGUGUCGGUGUAGCUAUUGAAGUGACCUAUCUUUCUAACAGUCUGUCCAACUUCAGUGCCUUAAGAACCACGCAGGGACAGGCAUUUAGUGUACAGUGUGCGCAUCGGUGUCCCUGUUGCAAAAAAACUGUUUUCUUCUGCAAUGCCAAUGAAUGACUGUACAAAGAUCAAGAUGAUUCUGCUCACGUACAUGUAAAUAGGAAUGUAAGCUGCUCAUUUAGGGUUGAUGCAUAAUAAUGUCUGAAUGCCUGUGAGUUGCUAAAUCCCUCAAGGUCAAGUCAGAUAAAUGUGGAUUAUAUUGUGGCAUGUUUUCUUUAUCCCAGGCUCAGGAAAACAUGGUUUUGUUGUACGUCUUUGAAUGUCAUGUUUUUGUUACUGCUCUUAAGUUGAGGAAAUUCUAUUAAAUUCUGCUCCUGCUGGCAGCAGUUUCAUUGAAUGCAACACCUUUAACAGCCUUAUCACAGCUCGCUUUUCCUUUUGUUUCUCAGGAAUUUCUUGUCUCUGCUUAUUUUACAACUUGCUUCUCAAUAAAAGUCAUGGAAAA